Tachyglossus aculeatus (Australian echidna) is the source of this 2191-nucleotide messenger RNA. Its product is annotated as steroid 17-alpha-hydroxylase/17,20 lyase. Gene Ontology annotation, molecular function: iron ion binding; steroid 17-alpha-monooxygenase activity; heme binding. NCBI's taxonomy places the organism in Eukaryota, Metazoa, Chordata, Mammalia, Monotremata, Tachyglossidae. The transcript is spliced from 8 exons. The record is from RefSeq and is a predicted model, not a curated record. Gene Ontology annotation, biological process: progesterone metabolic process; hormone biosynthetic process. Bases 1 to 1521 code for a protein of 506 amino acids.
AUGCCGGCCCUGCUCGCGGUCCUGCUGCUCCUGCUGCCUCUCCUGCUCGUCUUCUCCAGGCGGAAGCCGGCGGGCAGGAAGUACCCCCGGGGCCUCCCUUCCCUGCCCAUCAUCGGGAGCCUGCUGUCCUUCUACAACUCGGACACGCCGCACCUGACCUUUCGAGACCUCCAGAAGAAAUACGGCAGCACCUUCUCCUUGUGGUUGGGCUCCCAGUACGCCGUGGUCAUCAACCAUCACUCCCUGGCCAAGGAGGUCCUCUUGAAGAAGGGCAAGGACUUCGCCGGGCGUCCUUCUCUGGUGACCACCAACAUCCUUUCCCUGGACGGCAAAGACAUCGCCUUCAGCAACACCACCCACCUCUGGAAGCAGCAGCGCAAACUGGUGCUGUCGGCCUUCACCUUGUUCAAGGACGGAUCCCUGCAGCUGGAGAAGAUCAUCAACCAGCAAGCCGCAUCCCUGUGCAAAUUACUGUCCGACAAACAAGGCACCCCCUCUGACCUCAGCCGGGAAAUCUUCUUCGUGGUAUCCAACGUGGUGUCCCACUUCUGCUUCAGCUCUGGCUUCGAGCUGGGGGACCCGCAGCUGGACGAGCUGCAGAUGAACAGCAAGAACAUCGUCAACACCGUGGCCAAGGACAGCCUCGUAGACAUCUUCCCGUGGCUGAAGGUGUUCCCCAACAAAGAGCUGGGGAUGCUGAAAAAGAGCGUGAAGACCCGAAACAGCCUGCUGAGGAAACAAUUCAAAGAGCACCAAGAGAAAUUCAGCAGCGAGUCCAUCAUUGACCUGCUGGACGUGUUGCUGAGGGCCAAGAUGAACACAGACAACAACAACAGCCAAAUGCCUCAGGAGCCCGGCAUGACGGAUGACCACGUGAUCAUGACGAUUGGGGACAUUUUUGGGGCUGGUGUGGAGACCACCACCUCUGUGCUCAAGUGGUUCAUCGCAUACCUGCUGCACUACCCCCAGGUGAAGAAGAAGAUCCAGGAGGAGAUUGACAGGAAGAUCGGUUUCAGCCGCACGCCUGUGCUCAGUGACAGGAACCAGCUGAUCUACCUCGAGGCCUCCAUCCGCGAAAUCCUCCGCAUCCGCCCCGUGGCCCCACUCCUCAUCCCCCACCUAGCAACCAGAGACUCCAGCAUCGGCGAGUACACCAUCCACAAAGGCACCAGGAUCAUCAUCAACCUCUGGUCCCUGCAUCACGACGAGGUGGAGUGGCCCAACCCGGACCGGUUUGAACCAGAUCGCUUCCUGGACGAGAAGGGCGAACAGCUCAUCUCGCCGUCCUCCAGCUACCUGCCCUUCGGGACCGGGCCCCGCGUCUGCCUCGGGGAGUCACUGGCCCGCAUGGAGCUCUUCCUCUUCCUGGCCUGGAUCCUGCAGAGAUUCGACUUCGAGGUCCCAGAGGACGGGGAGAAGCCCAAUCUGGAGGGGAAGACGGGGGUGGUGUACCAGGUGCGGCCAUUCCAGGUGCUGGUCAGGUUGCGGAAGGGCUGGAAGGACACCGAGGUCAGCGAGUAGAGCUCGGCCAGCCGGGCCCGAUUCCACCUGCUCGGAGUGGCGGAACACCAGGAGAGACACUGACAGGGAGAGAUGAAGAAUCUGUGGGUGCGUGCGUGUGUAUGUAUCUCCCUUGUGUGUGCAUGCGUGUGAGAGGGAGACAGCGCGGCGCAGAUCAAACCUUCACGGCAGGAUCGGCCCUAAGAAGCCGCAUCCUUCGUCUUCCAAGCGAUUCGAAUUUGGUCUGGUGAAACAUUCUCCUCUUGCCCCCUGAAUGGACUCUCUAGAGUUAUCAUUCCACAAAACCUCCCAUUUCUGCCGCUUUUCAUUCUGGGCUGGGCUCCUAUUGUUCUCAUCCACCAGUGGUAUUUACUGAGGCGCUUAACUGUGUGCAGAGCACUGUACUAAGUGCUUGGGAGAGUACAAUUCCCAAAACGACCCGUGAGCUGCUACGCAAGCUUCCUCAACCCUCUGUCCUACAAAACAUGUCUGUCACCUUGGCCUCAACGUUAAGGCCACCGGGCGGGAGAAAUUCGUGUCAGAUCCCCCUCCCUGCGCCGCCCCCAGCCCUCCCCUCCACCUCGCAACCCCAGAACUCUGAAAUCGAUAGGAUGGGACAGCGAAAUGGGCCACUUUGCUCAUGAAUGACAAUCUAAAUAAACUGCAAAGAAUAAAGACUGAAUGAAUACAA